ACGUUGCAUGAGACCAUCAAUGUUGGCCUUUUCUCAUACAUUAGGAUGCUGAGAUUGAUCACCAAACACAUUGACACUAGUUAUAGAGGUCAAUGCAGACCAGGAAGAAAGGGUCUCUAUAGAAGUUGACUGGUUUCAGGAGAACGUCACUGUCAUGACCUUUGGCCUGGGAAUUCCUGGAGCCAUCAAAGGACCACUGGGGAAAGUCGGAUACCGAGCAGGGAUGACAAGAGAGAGUUCUGGUCUUACAUCUCACAUUCUG
This is a messenger RNA of Geodia barretti, 262 nucleotides long. Lineage: Eukaryota; Metazoa; Porifera; Demospongiae; Tetractinellida; Geodiidae. The record is from the annotation of a GenBank genome assembly.